Strongylus vulgaris is the source of this 164-nucleotide messenger RNA. NCBI's taxonomy places the organism in Eukaryota, Metazoa, Nematoda, Chromadorea, Rhabditida, Strongylidae. The record is from the annotation of a GenBank genome assembly.
AUGUACAAAAUGAGCUGGGACUGCGAACUGGAAAGAGCAGCCGAAGGAUAUCUGGUGAAUUCAGGAAAAAAGAUUACCGAAGAAGAGUUGGCAGCAAUUCCACAGGUGGCCAAUUACGAUGCAAGGUAUGUACUAACGUUUAUAGAUAAAGAAAAAUUCUAAUA